GCGGCAAUUCCAUUCACUUUCCAGCGACUUUUAGAAUGGGCGUUGCCUUGUGUUGAUGGCAAGACCAGUCAUGCCUUCUGCCCUCUCCAUCUGGCUCGCUAUCUCCUUGUCGUGAGCCUGUUGAUCACACAAACCUGUCCGCCUUUGGCCGCUUUGCCUGCAUUCCCAAUGGCUGUAGCGGACCAGCCUUCGGGCUUAAUGGACAUCGCGAGCACCCUCACCCAGGAUGAAAUCCCUUACAAACUGCGAUGCGCUAUCUGCAACAAGCUGGCUGUUAACGCCUUCCGGCUACCGUGCUGUGACCAAGCUAUCUGCGAAAACUGCCAAUCGUCACUUCCGGAAACUUGUCCCGUCUGCGCUCACACCCCGCUCUCAUCCGACCUCUGCAAACCGAAUAAAGCUCUUCGGACUACCCUAAAAGCUUUCCUUCGUACAGAAGAGAAGAAACGCGAAAAGGACCGCCAAUCAGCGACCCCCGCUCUUCCGGUUCCUGCUACUCCUGCAGAUGCAACCCCAUCUCAACAAGAGGCUCCGGUAAUUACGAGUGUUCCCGAUAACAAUACUGUGCCAGUCGUAUCGGAGGAGCGUGCUGUGGAGGCCGUUCAGGAACACCAAGAGCAGCCACCUACGGAAAAUGAGCUCGUGGAAGCUAGCACGGAAAAUGUGACGGAUGCGAAUAAUGAGUUUCCUGCUGAAUCACAGGUUCAGACCGGAGAUGGAGAUAAUACCGCGGCUGAUACGCCCAAGGAUGAUGCGGCGGAGCCGGAAGGGCCCGUUGAAGGGGACCAGGCCGCAGAUGCCAACGAAGUUCAACCUGCUGAGCAGGAUGUAGAACAAGCUCCCGGUUCAGGUCAGAUGGCUCCUAGCGCUAUGGCACCCAAUAUGGCCGCCGGGGCAUUUCCCAACAUGGCCUUCAACAAUGCAACCGGGGAGUUCAACCCAAUGGCCCAGUUCAUGUCCAAUGGCAUGUUAAACUUCCAAAACUCUAUGGGAAUGCCUGGGAUGGGAAUGGACCCGAUGGCCGCGAAUCAGGGUAUGUUUGGGGGCUACGGGAUGAACAUGAAUGGCAUGAACAGUGGCAUGAAUAUGGGAAUGAAUUUCGACGCUGGUCAGGGGAUGUACGGGGGAUGGGACGGCUCUCAGAACAAUAUGUGGAAUGGAGGCCCAGAUAAAUUCAAUCCAAAUGCUUUCGCAAAUGGUAUGGGCCCGCAGUACGGGCCCCCCUCUGGAUUUGGCGGAUAUAAUAUGUCUCAACCCAACGGAAAUUAUGCUCAAAUGCAGCAACAACAAUUCCCUAACCAAGACUUUCAGAAUGGGUACUAUGGUCCCGGGUAUGGCAGAGGCAACUUCCGCGGCCGCGGUCGUGGAUAUUUUGUCCCUGGCGGCCGUGGCCGUGGUGGCUUUGCUGGACAUAUGCAGGCUAAUUACCCCCCUAAUGUUAACCAGCUAGGUUUGCAGAACCCGAAUUCCCCUAAUGUCAACCCAGAGAUGCCGUCCGAGGAUGGCGUCCAUCCUGAAUCGGCAGACCCAAGUGCUGCAACUGAUCUUAAGCCCGAGGAUGAGCAAGUUUCUAGCGUUGAGCAAGAAUUUCCCGAAGGCCUACCAAAGGAGACUACGGACGAGACAAAUGGCGAGAACCCGUCCGCUGCCAUGCAUGCUGAUGAGCCCUCUACAGACGAAGUCCAAGCAGACGAGUCACAGCUGCGCGGUAUACCCACAAUUGACAGCCUCGAUCAGGCAAAUAUGGCUCAACCAAUGACCUUUGGUCCUAUGGGAAUGCCUGCGUAUAUGGGCCCCGGCUUUGGAAGGGGCGGGUACAUGAAUGGCCCGUUCCCUGGUGGCCGUGGCUUCCCUGGUGCGCCUUUCAUGGCUGGGCCUAAUAUGCAAGUUGAACCUCGAGGACAAGGCGUUGAAGGUGCUCCCGCUGCUCCCCGAGCAAUGCGACAAGGCCUUCCAAAUACGAGCGUGCUACGACAACGGAACUUCCAGUCACAACAGGGACGAGGAUCUGCUCCUCCUGUCAGACCUGAUGUCUCCGAAAGUGCGACUCCAGUAAACACUCAGGAUGAGUCAAGACCACGAUCACAGUCGAGGUCAAGGUCAAGGGCCAGAUCCAGAACUCGAUCCCGGUCACCAGCCCGCCAUCAAGCUGAAACCUACCGUCCCAAUCGCCCUCGCUCCCCGAGCGUUAACGGCAAUGCAGAUGACCGUGAACGAAGACACGAACGACAAAAGAGAUCUCGCCGUGAGGACCGUCGUGAAGAGGCAUAUGCGACAGAAGAGGGUCGCCGUAGCCGUUCCCCCUCUCGCUCUUCUCGAAGAUCCUCCCGACGCCGGGAAAGAGACCGGGAUAGAAGGAAUGGACGUCGAUCUCAUCGUUCGUAUCGCUACCGCAGUCGGAGUCGGAGCGCUAGCCGUCGUGGAGACUCCCGUGCACCUGACCGUCUUCCAUCGGUUCCCGAGGAAAACGGUCUGACAUCUCGAGACAAGGCUUCUGUGUCGGGUGAGGUAAUGGAGACAUCUAGUCGCAGCCAUCGGCCCACCAAGGAUCGUUCUAGUCGCCGUGAAGAGGAGCGAGAGAGGGACAGAGACUCCAGGCGUCGGGACCGGGACCGAGAUAGGGAUCGUGAUCGCGACCGUGAAAGAGAUCGGGACCGGGACCGCCGUGAUAGAGAUCGUGAUCGUGAUCGAGAGCGAUACCGAGAAAGAGAAAAGGAUCGAGACCGCUACAGAGAGCGGGAUAGGGAUCGCGAGCGGGACAGAAAACGAUCUCGCCGUGAUCGAACCGAGUCACCCGCCGGCAGCGAAUACUCCUCUCGACAUCAUUCCCGACGAAUUAAACGAAGCCGUGAAGAUGACGUCCGCAGCGGAGACAAAGACAAGGGUUCCUCCAAAACAUCUGAACUGGAAAAGGAUCCACACACUCUGGAGCGAGAAGCUCGCAAUCGCGAGAGACUACUAAAGGAGCAACAGCGCCGCGAAGCCAUGGAUGGCGGCAGCAAACCCAGCCGCAAACGCGACAGUCGACAGGAUCGAACUCUCGCAGGCGGACGACGACUGAGUUACAAAUACGAAGACGAGGAGACCGACUCCGCUCGAGCUGCCCGAGUAGAAAAGGAAAGAGAAGCCAGUCGAUGGGCGUAAAUAGAAACAUCUUCUUUUCUUUCUUGAUCUGAUCUCUUUUGCAUUUUUGACAUCGAAUGGCCAUGUAUAUGGAGCCCACGAUAUGAUCUUUUUUUUUUUUGCAUGAAUAACCAUGGCGUUGGCCCAAUUCGAUUGACAGAGUAGAUAGAUCUGCAAAUUUAAAAAAGAAUCUAUGUCAAAUACUGUAUUGUAUCUCAUGAAUCUCAGUUUAGAUUGUAUAAU
This is a messenger RNA of Aspergillus wentii DTO 134E9, 3366 nucleotides long. RefSeq lists its product as uncharacterized. NCBI's taxonomy places the organism in Eukaryota, Fungi, Ascomycota, Eurotiomycetes, Eurotiales, Aspergillaceae. The transcript is spliced from 5 exons. Bases 169 to 3144 code for a protein of 991 amino acids. The record is from RefSeq and is a predicted model, not a curated record.